Molecule: messenger RNA, 1093 nt
Organism: Paramecium primaurelia
Lineage: Eukaryota; Ciliophora; Oligohymenophorea; Peniculida; Parameciidae
Source: the annotation of a GenBank genome assembly
AUUAUGAGUCAUCAUCAUAAGGCCCAUGACAUAGCAAAGGUUGCAGCGGCUAGAUUGAAUGCAGCUGCAGCUACAAGGAAUUAUAAUGUGACACCCAGAGUAGAUUAUAGAACAGUUGUGAAGGUGGAUGGUCCAUUAGUUAUUUUGGACAAUGUGAAAUUCCCAAGAUAUGCAGAAAUUGUUAAUGUUUGUUUAGGAGAUGGAUCAGUGAGAAAAGGGUAAUCAUAAAUCUAAUUAUUUUAGCUAAGUUUUGGAAAUUGCAGGAAAGAAAGCAGUUGUUUAAAUCUUUGAAGGAACAUCAGGAAUUGAUAAUUUAUACACUCAUUGUGAAUUUACAGGUUCAACACUUUAGAUGGCUAUCUCUGAAGAGAUGCUUGGAAGAGCAUUUAAUGGAUCAGGAGUUCCAAUUGAUAAAGGACCCCCUGUAUUGGCAGAAGAAUUUUUAGACAUUUAGGGUCAACCCAUCAAUCCAUAUUCAAGAGUAUAUCCAUAAGAAAUGAUUCAAACAGGUAUUUCAGCUAUUGAUUGCAUGAACUCAAUUGCUAGAGGAUAAAAAAUUCCUUUGUUUUCUGCUAAUGGUUUACCACAUAAUGAAAUAGGAGCGUAUGAUUUAAUAAUCAUAAUUUUAGUUAAAUUGUGCGUUAAGCUUCAUUAGUAAAAGGUAAAGAUGUUCUUGAUCAUUCUGAUGAAAAUUUUGCAGUUGUAUUUGGUGCUAUGGGUGUUAAUAUGGAAACAGCUCGAUUUUUCUAAACAGAUUUUGAAUAAAAUGGUUCAAUGGAAAGGGUCGUAUUGUUCAUGAACUUGGCUAAUGAUCCAACAAUUGAAAGAAUUAUUACUCCAAGAUUAGCAUUAACAACUGCAGAAUAUUUGGCUUAUGAAAAGGAAUUACAUGUGUUAGUUAUUUUAACAGAUAUGUCAGCUUAUGCAGACUCAUUAAGAGAAGUAUCUGCAGCUAGAGAAGAAGUUCCAGGAAGACGUUCUUUCCCUGGUUAUUUAUAUACAGAUCUUUCAACCAUUUAUGAGAGAGCNUAAAAUACUUAAUAAAUUUUAUAUAGAUUAUUCAGCGUUUUAUAGGAAAUAAUUUUUAUUUGAA